Molecule: messenger RNA, 2782 nt
Organism: Cynara cardunculus var. scolymus (artichoke)
Lineage: Eukaryota; Viridiplantae; Streptophyta; Magnoliopsida; Asterales; Asteraceae
Product: cytochrome b561, DM13 and DOMON domain-containing protein At5g54830-like
Exons: 1
Coding region: 1-2730 (909 amino acids)
Source: RefSeq, a predicted model, not a curated record
AUGGCAAAUCUCCAAUCCAUUUCACUAAUUUCAUUAGGGUUUCUCAUAUACCUGUUCAGAUUCUCCGUUUCCGAUCACGAUUCGCAUCAGAAAUGCCCCAAAACCAACACCUCUUUACUUAAUUUCACAAGUGAGUUUGUUAUGGUUCAACAUCAGCUAAGAGGAUCUUUCAAGAUAAUCAAUGACUGUUCUUUUAGGGUUAGAAAAUUCGAUAUGCUUUCUGGAGGUUCUGAUGUUUAUUGGUGGGGUGCUGUUGGUGAUAAUUACGACAAUUUAACAUCUGGGUUUGUCAUAUCUGAUCAUAAAUUGAACACAUCCACUUACAAAAACGAUAAUUUUACUGUUCAUUUGAUGAGUAAUGUUACAUGGGAUGACAUUAAGGUUGUCUCGAUUUGGAAGACAUCAAUGGCGUCGGAUUUUGGGCAUGUGGUGUUGGAAGAAAGCAGCGAAUCGCCGCCCCCCGCCCCCGCCCCAGCCCCAGCCCCAUCCGGUGGUAAUUUUACUGGGAAUUCUGUAAUUAAGAUUGAUGGAGAGCCAACUAUGUUCGAUAAUUGUAAGGUUCUAUCGGAUAACUAUAGGUUAAGAUGGAAAUUGAGAACUGAGGAGAAUGUGAUCGAUAUCGGGCUAGAGGGGGCGAUCAACGUUCAGCAUUAUAUGGCGUUCGGGUGGGCGGAUCCGUCCAAGGACCACAACCAUAUGCUCGAUGCUGAUGUCGCGGUAACGGGUUUUACUGAAGAAGGAACCCCGUUUGUAGACGAUUAUUAUAUCACUAAGUACAGAGAGUGUACGACUAACAGCGAUGGUAAGGCCGAGGGUGUGUGUCCGGACACCAUGUACGAUGAUUCGGAUGACAAUGAUUCAGUUAACAACACGAUAUUGGUUUAUGGGCAUCGGAAAGAUGGUGUUUCGUUUAUUCGAUAUCAGCGACCGUUGAAAUCGAUCGACAAAAAGUAUGAUUGGAAUGUGGAUACAAAGAAGAAGAUGACUUGUAUAUGGGCUUUAGGUUUGAUUAAGCCACCUGAUUCUAAUUUUCCUUAUUACCUUCCUGAAAACCAUGGCAAGACUUAUGGUCAUGUUCACAUUAAUAUUUCCGCGAGUGUGAACGAUUGCAACGGUCCGCUCGAUGCAAAAAACAAGCAGGAUCAAGAACUCGUGAUUGCCGAUAAGAAAGUACCGCUCGUUGUUACUUCGGGUCCAGCCGUGCAUUACCCGAACCCUCCAAACCCGUCUAAGGUUCUGUAUAUAAACGAGAAACCAUCUCCUGUUUUGAGGAUCGAAAGAGGGGUCCAGGUGAAGUUUUCAAUCCAAGCUGGACAUAACGUGGCGUUUUACAUCACGUCUGAUCCACUUGGCGGGAAUGCAACGAUGAGAAACCGCUCGGAGACAGUUUACGUAGGUGGGCCCGAGGCUCAGGGGGUUCGGUCCAAGCCCACGGAGUUAGAAUGGGCGCCUAACCGAAAUACGCCUGAUCAGGUCUACUAUCAGUCGUUUUACACCCAAAAAAUGGGCUGGAAGGUUCAAGUGGUCGAUGGAGGGCUCGCGGAUAUGUAUAACAACAGUGUUCUUUUGGAUGAUCAACAAGUUACGUUCUUUUGGACACUUUCGAAGAAAUCAAUAGCUAUUGCAGCUCGAGGUGAAAAGAAAAGUGGGUAUCUUGCCAUUGGGUUCGGGUCUGAAAUGGUGAAAAGUUACGCGUAUGUGGGUUGGGUCGAUGCUAAUGGCACAGGACAUGUCAAAUCGUAUUGGAUCAAUGGGAGAAACUCGCAAAGUUUGCAUCCAAUGAACGAAAACCUGUCAUACGUAAGAUGCAAGUCUGAAAAUGGAGUCAUCACGUUCGAAUUCACCCGAGCGUUGGAUCCAAAUUGCGAUGGAGAUAAAAAGAUCGAAUGUAAGAAUAUCAUCGAGCCAACAUCGCCUCUUAAAGUCAUCUGGGCCAUGGGGGCUCAAUGGUCUGCAGACCACUUGACCAAAAGCAAUAUGCAUUCAUCAACAAGCAGCAAACCGGUUAGGGUUUCACUCAUUCGUGGUUCAGCCGAGGCUGAACAGGAUUUACGACCGGUGUUAGCCGUACACGGCUUCAUGAUGUUUCUGGCAUGGGGUAUGUUUUUUCCAGGUGGGAUCUUGGCUGCUCGAUACAUGAAGCAUGUGAACGGUGACGUAUGGUUCAAGAUUCACGUUUAUUCACAGUGCUCGGGGUUAACAAUCACUUUCCUCGGGAUUCUUUUUGCCGUGGCCGAGCUUCGGGGCUUCCAUUUUGGCUCGUUACAUGUUAAAUUUGGAGUAUUGACGUUACUAUUGGGUUCCAUACAACCCAUUAACGCUUACUUUAGACCUCUAAAAGCUCCUGACGAUGAAGAACCAUUACGCCAAAGGAUCGUUUGGGAGUACGCACACGCUUUUGCGGGUAGAAUUGCCGUUCUUCUUGGGAUCGCUGCUAUUUUUAGCGGGAUGAAGCAUUUAGGGGAUAGAUAUGGUGAAAAUGUUGGGGGAUUGAUGUGGGCAUUGAUCGUUUGGGUUUUGGCGAGUGUUGUGACCGUGUUAUACUUGGAAUUCAAUCGGAAAACGCACGUAAGGGAAAGAAAUUCCAGGGGCGGUAAUUGGGUAUUGGGCGAUGGCGAAGAUGAGGAAAGUGAUCUUCUAAGUCCAAGCACAAUAGAUGGAGAAAAUGCAGAAAAAUUCUUGCCCUCUUCAGAAAGAAUGGAAAUUCAACUGGAACCUUUGAGCAGAUAGAAUUUUCUUCAAAAAUUCUAACUUUUUUCUUCUUUGGUUUUUGAUUUUCUUG